Messenger RNA from Drosophila eugracilis, 1412 nucleotides. Its product is annotated as non-specific ribonucleoside hydrolase RihC. The record is from RefSeq and is a predicted model, not a curated record. The coding region runs from base 304 to 1389 and encodes 361 amino acids. The transcript is spliced from 3 exons. Gene Ontology annotation, molecular function: hydrolase activity, hydrolyzing N-glycosyl compounds. Lineage: Eukaryota; Metazoa; Arthropoda; Insecta; Diptera; Drosophilidae.
CCACCACACAUGUGAAUCGCUCAGUUGAGUUGAGUUGAGGGAAAGGCGAGAGCGUUAUGAAAUUCCGUGUGAUAUGGCCUUUUGGUUCUGGUAAUGCCCAGGCCAUUCCCCGGUACCCAGUACCCAGUACCCAGUGCUGCUCAGUGCCCAGUAGACAUCACCAUUCACGACUACCAGAACCAGAAGCCGAGGCGAAACCGAUAGACAAUGUCCGGCUGGGCAGCAACCAGAUGAUUACCGUAUGUGUUUUGUAUAUGGGUAGUCCGCAGUCCGCCGUUCGUGCACAUUCAUCACUUGCCGGCGAUGGCAGACGGACGCACAGUGGAAAACGGCAACGGACGGGGAGGAGGCGGAGACGAAGGACCCACAUCCCCCAAAUAUGCGAUCCUCGACUGCGAUGGUGGAAGUGACGAUGCCUGGGCACUGCUCCUGCUCCUGCAUGCAGCCGAGAGCCAUGGGAUCCAUCUCCUAGCCAUCACAACCAUGGGAUGCGGGAAUACCAGCAGGGAGAAUGCGGCACGCAAUAUGCGACGGAUUCUGGAUGCCUGCAAGCGCACAGAUAUUCCCAUAUACUUAGGAGCGGUGGAUCCCCUGAUUCCUUCCACUGAGGAUGAAAAAAAGUAUUUCCAUGGCUGCGAUGGCUUCGGUGACUGUCUAACCGACGACGGCAGUCCAGUGGAGAGUAUUGUUCAGCCUGAGCAUGCAGUGACCGCCAUCUAUGAUCUCUGCCGUGCCAGGCCCAAACAGAUCACAAUUUUCGCCGUUGGCCCACUCACUAAUCUGGCCCUGGGCUAUACGAUGUAUGGUGAAAAGUUUGGAGAGAACUUCCGGGAUAUGUUCAUUAUGGGUGGAAAUUAUCAGGGAGUGGGUAACUCCUCACGGUCAGCGGAGUUUAAUUUCCAUUCGGAUCCAGAGGCGGCACAUACGGUACUGCUGAAGACCCGCUGUCACAUCACCAUCCUGCCAUGGGAGCCCUGUCUCCCGGAUAGAUUUAAUAUACCCAUUAACUGGCGGCUCAAGGAGUUUGCUGCCAGGGCCAAGCACGCUGGCCAUCCGGCGAUCACAAUGCUCAACCAGGUGGAGGCUGCCCAAUGGCUGCCAAUGAUCGAACAGUAUGGAAUUGAUACAUGGAAUCCCUGCGAUGCCAUUGUGGUGGCUGCCUGGCUAUUCGAGGAUCAUUUGAUCCGAAAGCACAGUACCUGGCAUGCAACUGUUGACCUGCGUGGCACCCAUACCCGUGGUCAGAUGGUACUCGAUCAUCUGCGGGAACGUGAAAAGUAUCCGGAAAAUGUUCGGAUCAUCGAGCUGGUCGACGUUGAGUUCUUCAAACGGAUCUGCGAGUGGGUCGCCGGGUUGGACGGCGGAUCACUACUUCACGACACUCAAUAAACCCAUUAAUCAGUAAUAGUAAA